This is a messenger RNA of Daphnia pulicaria, 451 nucleotides long. RefSeq lists its product as uncharacterized. The record is from RefSeq and is a predicted model, not a curated record. Bases 80 to 451 code for a protein of 123 amino acids. Lineage: Eukaryota; Metazoa; Arthropoda; Branchiopoda; Diplostraca; Daphniidae. The transcript has 2 exons.
UACGGACCUUCUCGAGACCCCCACACAUACACACCGCAAUCUCGUCGUGUGAACCCGAAGCUCCUCUCUCAACUUCGCCAUGUACAAGAUUGUUUUGCUUCUGUUGGCUUUGGCCGCUAUCGUCUUCGCCAUGGAGACCCAAGAUCAGGAAUCUGCUGAGCAAUACUACCGCAUCCAUGGCGUCUACCCAUCGUGGUACCCAUAUGGAGCCGUUCGCGCUUUCGGUAGCUACCCAUACGGUUACAACUACGGCGCUUAUCCCUUUGGUGUCCGAAACUACUACGGAGCUGUAGUAGCCACAGCCACGCAGCCAGAGCCACGCACCCAGAUCCACAGCUACCCUGGCUGUAGCUGUAGCCCAUACUGUGGCCAAGCCUCUAACCCUGAAUCUCGCCCUGAAUGCUGCGAAUAUGGCUCUUGCCGCCCCACCCCCCCUCCCCCCAAGGCAUAA